AUGGAUAUUUCUUCCAAAAUUUUACUUGACUCUACUAUUGAAUCAAAUAGGGAUUCAAAAAACAUCAUCUUCAGCAGAAUAAAGGAGAUCACUCUUGAAACCUUUUCCAAAUAAUUUACUGAUGAGAUCCAUCAUUUGUAGGCAGAACUUAGAUCUGAAUAAGCUCUGAAUGAUUAAAUAAGGAGAGAAUUUUUAGAAAGAGAAUAAAGGAUAUUAUAAGAAUGCGAUUCUAAAUAAAGAGAAUUUCAAUUAUAGUAGAUUAGAGAAAUCUAAAAUCUCUAAGAUUUGCUAGAAGCUCAGGAAUCCUAAUUUUAAAAAUAUCAAUUAUAAAAUGAGAAACUCAAUAAAUAAAUCAAAGAGAUGUAAAACAGGGAUAUAAUAAAAGAAAACCUUUAACUGAGUGAUCAACGAAAUAAAUCAUUGAGUUCGGAUAUAAAUGAGUACAGGUAAAAAAAUGAAGCACUGAAUUAAUUAAAUCAGCAAUUAGACAGAUAAAAUAGAGAUUUUAAGUUGGAUUUUGAGAAGGUUCUAAAAGAGCUAUCCGAUUUGAAAAAAAAAUCUUAAUAAUAGAUUGAUCUUAAUGUUGAACUAGAUUAAGAGAUUGAGUCAUUAAAGAAUGAUAAUGAAAGACUUAAAAGUAAAAAAUUACAAGAUUAAUAAAAGUCUAAGGAAUUAUUGGAUCAAUUGAAAGAGAAGAGCAAUAAUAAAAUUAAUGACUUAAAAAAUAAAUUAAAUUAAGCUUAAAAUAUCCAAUUAUAUUAGUAGCAAUAAUUAGAAGAAUUUUAGGAAUAGAUUAAGGAAUCUGAAAAUUAAUUAAAUUAAUUACAAAUAAAUCAUAAAUAAUCGACAAAAUCACUGGAACAUUAGUAUAAAAACUAAUUCCAAGAAAUAGAAAUUCAAUUUAUUAAAGAAAGGUAAAUCAUAGAAGAUAAUCUAACAAUUCAAUUUGAAUAAAUUCUUUUAUCUAAAGAAAAAUUGAUAUAAGAACAAAACAGAGAACUCAAGUAAAUAAAAGAAAGGCUCUAUUAAUAUAGUUUAGAAUUUGAUGGUUUACAAAGACAAUGUCAGCAUUCAUAAUAAUAAGUUAUAUCAUUGUAAAGUGAGAUAUAAUAAUUAAAUGUACAUUCAGAAGAAGUUCAAAAAUAAAAUAGGGAAUUAGAUUUAGAAUUAUCAAAAAAGGACUUAAAAUUAAAAAAUUUACAAUUAGAAUUGGAUGAUAAUAAAAUUGCCUCAGAAUAAGCAUUAAAUAAUUUAAGGGCGAAUUAAAACUAAUUAAAUGAAAUUGAGAAGGAAAAGCAGCAAUAUCAAAAAUUAUUUCAAUCAAUUUCUGAUGGGUUGGAAAUAGAAAUUCCUGGCAGUUUUUCAUAUUAAAAAUUAGGCUAAAAAGUUGAAUUGAAAUUAAAGCAAUUAAGGGAUGAAUAAUCACAAAAACAAGAAGAAUUAAAGAAAAUUAAAGAGUAAUAUAAUUUAGAGAUUUAAGAAAAAGAAUCAAAAAUGAAGUUAUUAUAAGAUUACUGUAAUGAUGAAAAUAAUAAGAUAUAAAAACUACUUCAAGAAUAGUAGUUGGAGAACAGAAAAUAGAAGAAUGAAUUCAAGUAAAAGUUAGAUGAAUAAGCUAAAAUUAUCAUUGAAUUGUAAAAGGAUCAAAUCGAGAGUAAUAACUAAUAAGAGCUAUUAUAAAUAUAAAAUUAAGAAUUAGCUUAGGAUCUUGAGAAAAUAAAUGAAGAGUUAAUAGCUGCAAAAUAAGACAUUAAUGAGUUACUGAAUAGAGAAAAAUUUAAUUCUGACGAUUCAAAAUAAAUAAUAAAUUAAAUCUUAAAUGAGAAGAGCUAAAUAUAGUUAUAAUUAGAAGAAGCGCUCUUUAAGCAAAAAACAUUUAAAUAAAGAAUUUAUCGGGUUUUAAAUAAUUAAAGAGAAUUAAUGAAUAAAUAGAUUUAGGAUAUUAAAAAUAUGUGUAUAAACAAGUUAAAGUAAGUAGAAAGUGAAUGCAAAAUAAUAUUACAAAGCCUAUUUAAAUAGUAAUUAAUGAUAACAGAGAAUAAAAUAUAAUUGAUAGAAGCAGAGAAGGAAUAUGAAAUUGAAUCAAUGAAUUAAGAUAUCGAAUUAAAAAUUGAAAACCUUAAAAAAUAAUUUAAAUAAUCUGAAUUAAUAUUAUAGGAGGAAAGCCUAUUAAAAUUGAAAUAAAAACAAUAAUAAAUUGAGUCACUUGUUAUGUCAAAAACUAAUGAUAUUGAGUUACAAAAUCAAAUUUAAUUGUUAACUAGGGAAAAUGAAGAAUUAUAGAAAUAGUUAUUACUUUAAGAAUAAUUGUAAAUCGAAUAAAAGUAAAAUUAUGAAUUAGAAUUAUAUAAUUUAAACAAACUAAUUAAAGAAUAAUAAGAAGAAUUAAUAUCUUAAUAAUAGUUUUCAGAAUAAACUAUGAAUAGAGAAAGGCAAUACUUUGAAUAACGAUAUCUGGAUCUUAAAUCAAGACAGGAUAAAAAAAUGGAAUAAAUUCAAUCAGAUUAUCAACUUCAAAUUAACCAAUUGGAGAAUAUAAUUUAGUUGCCCUAAAAAUAGGUAUCACCAAGUAGAGUAACUCAGAAAUCUCCAUUUCAAAAAUAAUAAAUCUUAGCAAUCAAUAAACAAUUUCACAGUAGUAGUACAAUCAUCAGUACUGGAAUUAAGACUCCAAAUAAGUAGAUAAAAUAAAUUGAUAAUACAGAGAAAACGAUAGAGGAUUUGAGAUCAGAAAUAUAGUAGUAGAAGGAGAAAUUGAGUAAAAUGAAAUUGUCAUUUACAGAAAGUUAGAAAAAACCUUAUAGGAGAGUAUGA
Molecule: messenger RNA, 2814 nt
Organism: Paramecium tetraurelia
Lineage: Eukaryota; Ciliophora; Oligohymenophorea; Peniculida; Parameciidae
Exons: 5
Source: RefSeq, a predicted model, not a curated record